This is a messenger RNA of Phragmites australis (common reed), 2444 nucleotides long. RefSeq names its product DNA (cytosine-5)-methyltransferase DRM2-like. The record is from RefSeq and is a predicted model, not a curated record. The transcript is spliced from 9 exons. Bases 657 to 2267 code for a protein of 536 amino acids. Gene Ontology annotation, cellular component: nucleus. Gene Ontology annotation, molecular function: DNA (cytosine-5-)-methyltransferase activity; protein binding. Lineage: Eukaryota; Viridiplantae; Streptophyta; Magnoliopsida; Poales; Poaceae.
ACUACUUUGGCGGGUGCUCGCCUCCUCCUCGCCUAAACUUUGGGUGCAGAGGGGCGGAGCCAGAGGCCGGCGCAGCCUCCUCCUCCUCCUCCUCCGCCUCCCCACCGCGCCUAGGCCGAGGGCGGUGAGAGGUGUAGCCCGAGGGGAGACCCGGAAGCGUGGGGAGAGGCACGGAGCAGGACCUGCGCCGCGCGGUCGCCGUUGCAGUCUCCUGCUCCGUCGCCGCCGCGGCGGGGCCAAGGAAGACGAGAGGGAUCGAGGGGGAGCGGUGGCCUGAGGCGCUUCGCGAAGGUUCCAGAAUGGCGGGUGAUUUCGCGCGUUAGAUUUAGGUUUUGUGAUGUUGCAAGGAGCAAGUUUGUUGCGGUGUAGUGGUAGACUAGCAAUCGUUCCUGCCCCCCUCUUCGUUUUGUUCCAUGGCAUGAAACUCCAAGCUGCGGUUUUUGCGCCGGAAUUGGGACUGGAUUAGUGUCAGCGAUGACAGUGAUAAGUUCGAGUCGGACAAUGAUGGCGACGUUGAGGAGGCGCCGACCUUUGAAGCUGCUGGUGCCGGUCCAUCAGCACCGGCCUCGAGGAACAUCGAUGCUCCUGGCCCGUCCACACUGGUUGUUAAUGGGAAGGCUGGGCCAUCUGCCUCUUUGGUGGAACAAUUUGUGCCGAUGGGUUUCACGGAGGACAUGAUCUUGAAGGCCAUGAAGCAGAAUGGUGAUGGUAGCACAGAGUCAUUACUUGAGCUUCUUCUCACCUACAAGGCAAUAGGUGAUGACCCUUCAGUGGGUAACGGCUCUGCUUCUGGUUGUGCUCCCCAGACUGUUGAUGACAGUGAUGAUGAUGGCAUUCUUGAAAUUUGGGAUGAUGAGGGUGCUGGUGGGAGCAGCAACAUGAGUCCUAACUCUGAUGAUUCUGGUGAUGAGGAUUUCUUACAAGAAACGUCUCAGAAGGACGAGAAAGUCAAGUCCUUACUGAAAAUGGGUUUUCCUGAAGAUGAAGCCACAAUGGCUCUUACUAGAUGUGGGCAGGAUGCAUCUAUCUCUGUUUUGGUUGAUUCAAUAUAUGCUGCACAGACUGCCGGAGAUGGUUACUGCGGCAAUUUCUCCGACCAUGAGGAUAUUUCCUACGGAGGAAGAAAGAAAACAAGGCUCAUGGAAGGGAACAAGAAAAAGAGAAAGAGAUUUGGAGGCGAAGGACAAGGAAGUAGAGGGGCCUUAGAUGGUAGCCAUGAUGAGCCAAUGCCUCUCCCAAACCCUAUGGUUGGAUUUAACCUGCCCAAUGAGAGGUUAAGGUCAGUGGACAGAUGGCUACCUGCACAAGCUAUUGGGCCACCGUACUUCUACUAUGAGAAUGUGGCGCUUGCUCCGAAAGGUGUCUGGACAACGAUUUCAAGGUUCUUGUAUGAUAUCCAGCCUGAAUUUGUGGACUCGAAGUUCUUCUGUGCUGCUGCCAGGAAAAGAGGUUAUAUACAUAACUUACCACUCGAGAACAGGUCCCCUCUCCUUCCCUUACCCCCAAAGACAAUAGCUGAGGCCUUCCCCCGUACUAAGAAGUGGUGGCCCUCAUGGGACCCAAGAAGGCAGUUUAAUUGCCUCCAGACUUGUGUGGCUAGUGCAAAAUUGGCAGAAAGGAUCCGCUUAGCUCUUUCAAAUAGUGAAGAUCCACCACCUCUAAGAGUUCAGAAGUAUGUGUUGGAAGAGUGCAGGAAGUGGAACCUUGUGUGGGUUGGUCUGAACAAAGUUGCUCCUCUAGAGCCUGAUGAGAUGGAGUUCCUGCUUGGCUUCCCAAAGGACCACACCAGAGGAAUCAGCAGGACAGAGCGCUACAGAUCACUUGGCAAUUCCUUCCAAGUGGACACCGUUGCUUACCAUCUCUCAGCGCUUAAGGAUAUGUUUCCACAUGGCAUGAAUGUGCUCUCCUUGUUCUCUGGUAUUGGAGGAGCGGAGGUAGCUCUCCACAGGCUCGGGAUACGCAUGAAGACAGUGGUUUCUGUUGAGAAGUCUGAAGUCAACAGGACUAUCUUGAAAAGCUGGUGGGAUCAAACGCAAACAGGCACGUUGAUUGAGAUUGCUGAUGUACAGACUCUAACUUCUGAGAGGAUAGAGUCGUCUAUCCGUAGAAUUGGCGGGUUUGACCUGGUGAUCGGCGGUAGCCCGUGCAAUAACCUUACUGGGAGCAACCGCCACCACCGAGAUGGCUUAGAGGGCGAGCAUUCGGCCCUAUUCUAUCAUUAUUUUAGGAUCCUGGACUCUGUGAAGUCCAUUAUGGAGCGGAUGUAGUUUUUUAGUGUAAUAUUUAUUACCAUCUUUCCAGAUUUUUUUAGCAUUUGCUCUAUGAGGAAACUAGUUAAUGAUUUGAAUGUUGACUGUUGUAAUUCUCAUGUCACUGUGAUUUAGGCCAUUUUUAACCCCCUUCAAUGAUCAAAGCAAAUCGUCACAAAUUUGUGGCAUUGGCGA